UUUCGUGAGCAAGACGUAUUGUAAAAGUAUUUUAGCAAUUUUUACCCAUUUUACAGAUAAUCACUGUCUUGUCUGCGUUCAACAAUGGCUGGAAUCAGUCAGCAACGACUGAUAGAAAUGGAGGCGGAGAUGGAUAGGUUUGAAGCUGAGAUUUUGUCUGAGCCAUCCGCCAGUGAUCUGCCACGUGUUGUGAUAGGAUCUAACACCUACAACCAAGUCUCCUCCCAGCUGAAAAUGCUCAGGGCACAGACAAACAUGUCCGAUAGUGAACGCAAACAGCGCCAGCAAGAGGUCUCCAGUCAGUUGAAGGCUUUGCGGGCAGCAUCAGAGAGUCAACAACACAGCCAAGAAAGUAGUGAUGAUGACGAUGAAGGGGAGGCAUACAGCUCGGGGGAUCGAAAUGAGCCACCAACUCAAAAGCCAGCACUUGAUCCUAGCCUCUCAUUUCUGCCACCACCUCCCCCACCACCCAUGCUUUCUUCCACUCCCUCUUCCACCCCUUCAUUUGUGCCCCCACAGUUACGACACCGUGCCCCUCCUCCACCACCUCCAAACAGACCACAGGGACCCCCUAGCAGACCUCAGGGACCUGGACCAGGUGGACAAGGGCCCCACAGUGGACCACCAGGACCUCCAAGAAUGAGGCCACCUCCCCCACCCCCUCAUGCCAGACCACCCUACCCCGGUCCCCAUAUGGGUCCAGGCCCAGGUCCAAUGCAGGGACCAGGACCCCAUGGACCACCAGGUCACCAUCCUGGGCCUGGAGGAUUCCCGGGUCACCAGUCCGGCCCAGGAGGAUAUCCAGGACCCCAGGCCGGGCCUGGAGGAUAUCCGGGUCACCAGUCCGGGCCUGGAGGAUACCCACCUGGUCCCCAUCAUGGUAUGGGAGGGAUGGGUGGUCCGGGAGGUCCCGGACCAGGUGGACCAAUGAGGAUGCCGGGGCCACCUAUGGGAGGGCCUGGGGGUCCAGGUCCUAGGCCAGGGUUCAUGCAGGGGCCACGACCCAUGGGGGGAGGCCCACCAGGACCCCCUGGGGACAACAUGUAUGGGGUCAGCACGGGCGAGGCUCAUACUCAGGCUGCCAAGGUUAUGGAGAAGGUGGAAGAAGAUAAGCCAAAGGUGAUCUAUGCAUCGGCUCCGAUGAUCACCGUACAGCGCGAUAAAAAGGGGAAGAAGAGGAAGAAAAAGCAUGUUGAUGGGGAGGAAGGACAAGGUGAUGGCACAUCAGGGGAUGGCAAAGGUGACUCCAAGGGUGAGCCCUCAGGUCCCAAACUUCCCAACAGUCUCAAGUCUUACACUAUCACCAUGCCACAGCCAGUGGACAACACUCAGGUUGCCGAUAUGGAGCUGGACGCUGGGGCGAGUCAUCCACAGAAAGAAAAAAAGGAGAAGAAAAAGAAGAAGUUUGUCCGCAUGGCAGCAGGCACGACAUGGGAGGACGUAUCACUGGCGGAAUGGGACACAGACGACUUCCGACUAUUCUGUGGUGACCUUGGUAAUGAGGUAUCUGACGAGGUUCUAGCCCGGGCAUUUAACAAGUACCCUUCAUUUGUUAGAGCGAAGGUCGUGCGCGAUAAACGCUCCAAUAAGACAAAGGGUUACGGCUUUGUGAGCUUCAGAGACCCAAAUGACUACGUGAGAGCAAUGAGGGAAAUGAAUGGCAAAUACGUGGGGAACCGACCUAUAAAGUUACGUAAGAGUAACUGGAAAGACAGAAAUAUUGAAGUUGUUAAGAAAAAGGAAAGAGAAAAGAAGAAGCUCGGCCUUAAAUGAUUGUGUCGUAAAUAUAGUGUUAUUCCCUAGCAAUUGUAUAAAGUUACCUUGAAGAGAGAAGAGGUCCAAGAAUAAUUGUUUCAUUGGUUCUGAGUAACUACUCAGCUGAUACAUCAAAUAGAACAGAACAUCAGUAUGAACAGAACAGAACAAUUAUUUUACAUGAAGGUCAUUAAAGGACCAAUGUUGCCUAAAUACCAUACAAUAAUAUGAAACUUAUCCUUUACUUGGUGAAUGUGUGAAUCUAUUAGCAGUUUGGAAUGGAAUGGAUAUUAUCUCCUUUGUUUGUGAAAAUGAACUUGAAUGAACAGACACACAGUGAAGUUUGUUAUGUCAAAAUGGAACUGCCUUUGCCAUGGGAUUCAACAAGAGAAUACUGUUGUUUUGAUAAUGUACUUGUUUAGGAAAUGUAUGGUAAAAAGUACUAUUCAAAUGUGAUACAUGUUAUAGUACUUAAAUUUACAUGAAAAUGUGUACAACAAAAUAAAUGUUG
Messenger RNA from Mya arenaria, 2266 nucleotides. RefSeq names its product RNA-binding protein 42-like. The record is from RefSeq and is a predicted model, not a curated record. The transcript is spliced from 10 exons. NCBI's taxonomy places the organism in Eukaryota, Metazoa, Mollusca, Bivalvia, Myida, Myidae. Bases 85 to 1773 code for a protein of 562 amino acids. Gene Ontology annotation, molecular function: mRNA binding.